Messenger RNA from Phytomonas sp. Hart1, 888 nucleotides. The record is from the annotation of a GenBank genome assembly. NCBI's taxonomy places the organism in Eukaryota, Euglenozoa, Kinetoplastea, Trypanosomatida, Trypanosomatidae.
AUGCCGGAGGCUUGUUUUCUUUGCCUAGACUCGAGCGAGUAUAUGCGAGAUGGGGAUCAGUUUCCUAAUCGCCUCAUGGCAGAGCAGGAGGCCGCGAAUCUUUUGGUUAAUGCAAAGAUUCAAAGGAAUGCUGAAAAUGUUGUCGGAUUUUUGACCACCGGCGGUUCAGCAUGUACAGUAUACGAGACGCUAACUUUAGAUGUGGAUCGCGUCAUGGCAAGCCUUUCGAAAGUCACUAUCCGGGGCCCCAAGUGUCACUUUGCCAAGGGCCUGCUUAUUGCCUCGCUAGCCCUUACCCACCGCACCAACCCUCGUGCAGAAAAGCGUAUUGUUGCCUUCGUUGGGUCGCCUGUUCAGGAGACUCCCAAGGAUCUGGAGACACUCGCCAAGAAGCUGCGAAAAGAGGAUGUGGCCGUUGACAUCGUGAGCUUCGGUGUGGAGGAGAACGUGCCGCUGCUCGAGUCGUUUGUCCAGAAAGUCAGCCGCAAUGACAAUUCCCGAUUACUCAGUGUCCCGAAGGACGCCAACCUCACCGACGUUCUCAUGGGCAGCACGAUUUUCCACGAUGAGGAAAUUUUCAGCCCCGAGCGCGGUGGCGGCGCGAGCGUCGGCUUUGGCGUGGAUCCGAACGUGGAUCCCGAGCUCGCGAUGGCCCUGCGCCUUUCCCUCGAAGAGGAGGAGCAGCGGCAGGCGGCCAACGCCACCCGACCCACCACGGCGCCUGUAGAGACGGACAUUUCGAACAUGUCCGAGGAGGAAAUGCUGCGGCGGGCGCUGGCCUUGUCUAUGGAAGACGCGCCCUCUGCCCAACCCCACGAUCCGUUAGUGGCACCCAAUGCACCCACCAAGGAGAAUGAGGAGGGCGAUGCCGAUCCUAAGAAGGAGUAG